Molecule: messenger RNA, 1529 nt
Organism: Choloepus didactylus (southern two-toed sloth)
Lineage: Eukaryota; Metazoa; Chordata; Mammalia; Pilosa; Megalonychidae
Gene: CORO1C
Product: coronin 1C
Exons: 11
Coding region: 105-1529 (474 amino acids)
Biological process (GO): neural crest cell migration; actin filament organization
Molecular function (GO): actin filament binding
Source: RefSeq, a predicted model, not a curated record
UGCCAGGCGGGAGGCAGCAGCGGUUGGAGGUGUCGCGGGCUUUGCAGUGGGGACUUCGGCGGCGGUGGCGGCGGCGGCGCCUCUGGCACCUCGGCCCUGACACCAUGAGGCGAGUGGUACGACAGAGCAAAUUUCGGCAUGUAUUUGGGCAAGCUGUGAAAAACGACCAGUGUUACGAUGACAUUCGGGUUUCUCGCGUGACCUGGGACAGUUCCUUCUGCGCUGUCAAUCCCAGAUUUGUUGCCAUAAUCAUAGAAGCCAGUGGGGGCGGAGCAUUCCUGGUGCUGCCUUUGCACAAGACCGGUCGAAUUGACAAGUCCUACCCUACGGUAUGCGGCCACACGGGACCCGUGCUCGACAUAGACUGGUGCCCGCACAACGAUCAAGUCAUCGCCAGCGGGUCUGAGGACUGCACGGUUAUGGUAUGGCAGAUUCCAGAAAACGGACUCACCCUCUCCCUGACGGAACCGGUGGUGAUUCUAGAAGGCCACUCAAAGAGAGUUGGCAUCGUGGCCUGGCAUCCGACGGCCCGCAACGUGCUCCUCAGCGCAGGCUGUGAUAAUGCAGUCAUCAUCUGGAAUGUGGGGACAGGGGAAGCCCUUAUAAACUUGGAUGAUAUGCACUCAGACAUGAUCUACAACGUAAGCUGGAACCGGAAUGGCAGUCUGAUCUGCACGGCUUCCAAAGACAAGAAAGUGAGAGUGAUUGAUCCUAGGAAACAGGAGAUCGUUGCUGAGAAGGAGAAAGCACAUGAAGGGGCAAGGCCCAUGAGAGCCAUCUUUCUGGCUGAUGGGAACGUCUUCACCACUGGCUUCAGCCGCAUGAGUGAGCGGCAACUGGCUCUCUGGAAUCCGAAAAAUAUGGAGGAGCCAAUUGCUCUUCAUGAAAUGGACACUAGCAAUGGGGUGUUGCUGCCUUUCUAUGACCCGGACACCAGUAUCAUCUACUUGUGUGGAAAGGGCGACAGCAGUAUCCGCUAUUUCGAGAUCACAGAUGAAUCCCCGUAUGUCCACUACCUCAACACCUUCAGCAGCAAAGAGCCUCAGAGGGGGAUGGGCUACAUGCCCAAGAGGGGCCUUGAUGUUAACAAAUGUGAGAUUGCCAGAUUCUUCAAACUUCAUGAAAGAAAGUGUGAACCUAUUAUCAUGACGGUUCCCAGGAAGUCUGACCUUUUCCAGGACGACCUGUACCCUGACACAGCGGGGCCCGAAGCAGCGCUGGAAGCGGAAGAGUGGUUUGAGGGGAAGAACGCAGAUCCGAUCCUCAUCUCCCUGAAGCACGGGUACAUUCCGGGCAAAAACCGGGAUCUCAAGGUGGUCAGGAAGAACAUUCUGGAUAGCAAGCCCACCGCAAACAAGAAGUGCGACCUGAUCAACGUUCCCAAGAAAUCCGCAGAUACAGCCAGUGUGCAAAAUGAAGCCAAGUUGGAUGAGAUUUUAAAAGAGAUCAAAUCCAUAAAAGACACAAUCUGCAAUCAAGAUGAGCGUAUUUCGAAGUUAGAGCAGCAGAUGGAGAAGAUAACAGCCUGA